AGAAGUUGGUACUGGUACAUCGCCCUCAUUGUACAGCUACAUGACUGUUUUAGCUGAGAAGCUACGGUACAUGUACUGAGCUAGCUAGCUUGCUGUAUGCAUUUAAGCGAGAGUAAACCGGUGGAGAGAGAGCUUGGGACCUGAAGAGGUAAAUAAAAUAAGGUUGUGCAUUGGAAUGAAGACAUUGCUUUGAGAAUGGGAUCAACAGACAAGGAUGCUUGACCUCUGACCUACUCACCAAAAUCACAAACAUACAUGUAGAUCAGGACUGGGGAGAAGUAUGCUUUGAGAAACUGGAAAAGUGCUAUUUGUAACCAUUUCUCAGAAGCUGGUUAAUAAAUUCACAGGCCAUCUGAUAAUGAGAUUCCUCUGUUAAAAUAUAACUUUACCUACAACUUCCCUAUGUAUUAUUAUCUAGAUGAGUGACAGUACUAAAUUUAUUAUUCCAACAUUAAAGUGAGAUUCAACUGAUAUUUAUGAAUAUUGAAAGAAAUUAAUCUCGCCAAGAUGACCAAUAUCUACGUGUAUGUUCUCCUUCAUGUGGUAUGUGUGAUGUUGUGGAACUUUUUGUCCAUGUCGGAUGCAAGAAAUUACUACUAUCAACCUUUCUCUCGGAGUAGAACACAAUAUACAAGACAAGAGAAUGAUUACUACACAAUGGACAUCCUCAUGCCUGGAGUCAAACCAUCAAGACCUGAAGAGUAUCUCUGCUAUGCUUUAGCUGCUCCACCAAGAGAUUCUUAUAUUGUAAGUUUUGAGCCGAGAGCAUCGAUGAAAACCAUACAUCACAUGCUUGUAUAUGGAUGUACAAAUAUACCUAACAAUGAAGGGGAAGUUGAUAAAUGUCAGGGGAGUCCUUGUUUAGGGAAGAGUAACAUCAUGUUUGGAUGGGCUAGAGAUGCUGCAUCUCCCAAUAUACCUCAAGGUGUUGGUUUCUAUGUGGGCGGGGAGAGUGGUAUCAACUAUAUCAUGAUUCAAAUGCACUAUGGAGACAAACUGGAUCACCUAACAGGAACGUCUGGUGAUCACUCAGGCAUCUCUCUUACAAUGACUCAUACUCCACAGCCAUUCAUUGGUGGAAUUUACUUGCUUUGGUCUGGUGAUAUUAAUAUUCCUCCUCAUUCUAAAAAUACUCAUGUUGAUAUUGCUUGUAAGUAUGACAGUUCUGCCAACAUCCAUCCAUUUGCCUUCAGAGCUCAUGCUCAUGAUCGUGGUAAAGUCAUCACUGGUUAUCUCAUACGUAAUGGUGAAUGGACAGUCAUUGCCAAAGGAAACCCUAAGUGGCCACAGGCCUUUUAUCCCAUUGAAGAAUCCUAUACUAUUCAGCCUGGUGAUAUCCUUGCUGCUAGAUGUACCUAUGACUCGGACAAAGACGUCGCUACGUAUGCAGGAGCCACACACAAUGAUGAAAUGUGCAAUCUGUAUCUAAUGUAUUACACUGAUGCAACCCGUGGUGAAGCAUUCCAAGCUUGUGGAAGACCUGCUCCAAGCAGCUUCUUCUCAUCCGUUCCUCCUGGUUCCAAUCUCAUCCCUGUCAUGAAACCUGACUCUCAAUCUGAACCUCAUUCUCGUUACCGACCUGCUCCUGUUGAUCCAUGGGAUCGUUAUUAUGAUUAUGAUAAUCAACAAGAUUAUGAUGAAGGUCAACAGAGUUACCUACAAGAUGGAAGCAAUGUUGAUUAUGUUUCCCCUUCUUUAGAAGAUGAGGAUGGUGGUGAUGAGGAAAUACCAUCAGUAACCUCUAAGCCUGUUGACAUCAUUCCACCAGAUUCAGAAUCAGACUCUACUCCGGUUGCUCCCAGUAAUACAGUUACUCAACCAAUCAUAUCAAGCAAAAUACAAUCAUUUACUGUAUCUGAUAUUGAUGGAUGGCCAUCUAGUGAUAAUGAAGUGACCUUAGGUCAAGUGUCAGGGGUCGCUGUUGAUUCAUCAGGGAACGUUCACAUCUUUCAUCGUGCAUCAAGACCAUGGGAUAUUCAUUCAUUUCAAGGAGAUGUCUUCACUCAGUCUAAUCAAGGACCAAUAAAAAAUAAUACAAUCAUCAAAUAUGAUUCUAGCACAGGCAAAGUACUCAGUCAGUGGGGAGCAAAUCAAUUCUACUUACCUCAUGGUUUAUCUAUUGAUCAUGAAGACAAUAUCUGGUUAACAGAUGUAGCUAUGCAUCAAGUCUUCAAGUAUCCUCCAGGGGGAUCUGAAACACCCCUACUCACUCUAGGUACCAAGCUUGAACCAGGUGAUGAUAGGCAACAUUUCUGCAAGCCAUCAGACGUCACAGUUGAUCCUAAGACUGGAAAUUUCUUUGUUUCUGAUGGCUAUUGCAAUGCCAGGGUUAUGAAGUUCUCUCCUGAUGGAAAGCUGUUAUUACAGUGGGGACACCAACUUAGGGGUAUGCCUGCCAGUUUACCAGUUGGACAAUUCAAUCUUCCUCAUUGUAUUACCAUGGUAACGGAUAAGAAUCAGGUUUGUGUGGCAGACAGAGAAGCGGGACGUAUUCAGUGUUUCAAUACUGAUUCAGGUGAUUUCACCAAGCAAUUCCAUCUCCCUGAGUUUGGUGGCCGUCUGUAUGCUGUAACCUAUACAAGCGCAAGUGGUGGAUUACUAUAUGCAGUGAAUGGUCCCUCUAAUGGUCUGAAACCUGUCAAGGGAUUUGCUCUCAAUUAUACAAGUACUGAGAUAUUACGCAUGUGGGAACCACAUAGUCAGAACUUUGAGAAACCACAUGAUAUUGCCUGCACACCAGAUGGCAAACUUGUUUACGUGGCUGAAAUUGGUCCAAAUAAGGUCUGGAAAUUCACAACUAAUGCAGAGGUUUUAUCGUUUAGUGUGAAUUCAUCUGAAACUGUGUUGUCAACAAAUGAAACAGAUACUGCCACUGUUACUGAGGCAGGUCAUAUGCUUAAUAACACAGGUAAUAGUACUACAUAUCAACCAAUACCAGGAGAUGGACAGUUGAUGAAUGAAAGUGUUAAUACACGAGUGAAUGGAUUGAGCAGUGAUGCCAGGCUAGGUACAACCACUAUCAUAGUGGCUGUACUAGCUGUACCCAUCCUACUCAUGCUUCUUGUUGCUGUGGCGAUAAGGUUACAUGCUCAAGGGCACUUCAGGCUCAAGAAAAGACGGAAUUAUAAGGUGUCAGCGGGAGAUAAAUUCAGUCUUGGUAGCUUACUAAAUAAGAGGAAUGGUUUCAGUCAAGUAGCUACUGAAGAUAGUGAUCCUGAUGCAGCACAAUGGAGUGAAGAAUCUGAUAUUGAGGAAUACAGUAUUCUAAACAACACAAAGAGAACACAAAACCUGUAAACCCUCUCAUCAACAUUUUAUUCCAUUUACAUCAUUGCCAGUAUCUAUCACAAGGUUUGAUUAUAUUUCUUAACCAAGAUAAUCAUCCUCAUAAUCGUUUUCUUUUUUGCAGAAUUUUUUUACAGAUUAUCUUUCAAUAAAAAACAUUUUCAUAAAGGAAUUAAGGUUAAAUGAGAAUUCCCUGAAAGAAUGGGGGUGGAAUGUAACCAACUGCUGAAAUAUUAAAACAUAUUUGUCAAAUUGAUAUUCAUAACAAAAUAUUGAGUUAAUUGAAGAACGUUCAUUUAAACAAUGUUUCUUUAAGGCUUAAACUUCUCAGCUUAUUGAAAAAUGAUAAAGGAUGAAUUUAUCACUAUGUCACAUAUAGCAUUUAUAGUACAUUAUUAGUAUUUAAAGGGAACAGUACUGCAUGAGAUUAUAAAUUUGCUGUGCACAGAAAAUGAAAUGAGUUUCAAGGAAAUGAUAGUUAAAGAGAGAGGAGGGUGCUAUUUUAUUUGAUAAAUGCAAUUAAGGACCAACAUACAGAGAAUUCUCAAAAUUCCCCUUUUUUAUACAUUUCUUCAUCAUUCCAUAGUUACGCUGAACAAAUAAUCUCAACUUUACAGUAUUAUCAAAAGGAUAUUACUAUUGCAUGAAAUUAUUCCCAAAAUAGCACCCUCUUCAUUUUUACUAUCUUGAUUUGGCUUUAUUCACAAAUCAUAGACCUUCUGCUAACAUACCAGUACUAGAAUUGUUAUUUUUUGUCAUUUGUAAACAGUAUUUAUAUGAUGCUUAGAACUGCUUGAAUCCCCUCUCUCUUUUUACUAUACAUUUACUAAAGCAAUUAAAGCUGAUAAUCUUCUCACUUACAAUAGUCCCCCCCCCUCCACCACACAGGCUGCAACAUUUUUUUUUUUGCGACUAUUGACAGUUCUUAAAAUGUUUGGAACCUACAUGUAAAUUACUCAAAGGUGUGAAUUUGUUAUUUUGUUUAUAAAUCCAAUACAAAUUGGGUGUUUAUCCAAAAUUCAUAAAUAUAUCAUUUCUAUACCCUUGCUCAUUAAACUUGUAUAUGAUAGGAAUAAAACUUGCUGAAAUUUCCUUUUUUUUAAAUAAGUAAAACAAAAAAUGCAAAAGAGUUUUUUUUUAAUGGUAUACAUAACAGGAAUAUUGUGAAUUCAUUUUUAUUUAUUACAUUUGAUCACAUUUCUGCAAAGAAUCUUUGAAAAAGAAAUUAGUUAAUAAGAGCAAACUUUUGAUUUUGUGAAUAAUUUAAGCUUAAUUAGUUAUCAGAUUUUGGGGAGAAUCACAUAAUUCAGUAUUUUAGGCUUUCAAAAAGCUCAGUCUCUUUAGGGAUUAAGAUGGAAUAAUGGAGCUUCUUUAAGUUUAAUUCCCCUGUAAUGUCUCAUUUUUUUACAUCACAGUAUUUAACUAUUCAUACCUAAUUUAUGCCAUUACCAAGAGCUCAGCAAUCAAUAUGCAGUGGGGUUUUUUUGGGGGGAGGUGGGUUUACUAUGGUAUGCAUUGUAUUACAUUGUCAUUCUUUAUCUACUUGGUCAGCCCAAGACAAUCGUCUUCAAAAUGUGCAGUUAUUGCAUUUUAAGAAUUAGGUUAUUACUUAUUUUGACUAAGAAUAAGAGUACCGGUAAAGAUUAGAUAACUUGGUCCAUUGUAAAUUAUAAAGGUUGUAUCCUCUUACUUAUGUGAAUCAUAGUAAAGAAAACUUGAUAUGUUAAAUGGUGGUUUCUGGUUUUUAUCAGAAUGUGGAUUUAAUAACUGGAUAAUGAUUAAGUUUUAUUUUUAUGUUUAUGAAACAAAGUCAUUCCCUUUCACCGUUUUAUACAAAGAUAGUUACUUGACAGUCCAUUGAAACCAUUGUAUAUCAUUUCUAUUGUAUUUAAAAGAUAUUCAAAGCAAUUAAUGUAAAUACUUUUGAUGAUGAAUUGCAUAAUUUAAUUUUUCUUAUUUUCUUUCAUGAGAAUUCUAGGUGGCAGAUCAGUUCAAUUGACUACUUGUAGCAUAUUAAAUCAAAUUAAGUAAACAAUUUUGUUGAAAUAUGUGAAAUAAAUACAGCACUUCAAAUUUUGCAUUGUAAAAUUGUGAUAAGUUCACUAUUUUUUCCUUUAUAUUGUGUCAUACAUGUACAAUAUUCAAUACAUUUCAUUACAAAUAUAUGAUGAAUCUUUCUAUAGUAUGAUUAAAAUCAGCUCGUAUUUUAAGAAAAAUUACCCUUAAGUUUUUUUUUCUGGAGUAAUGCAAGUUCAAGAACAUGUAUUUUGUAUUUCUGUUCAAUUGUGUGUAUCAGUUUGGAAAUGGGUUGGAUUGUAAAUAUAAUGUACAGGAUUUGAAGAAAAAGAAACACAAUUAUAAAUAUUUUUGUCAAUGAAGCGUCUUUAAAAUGGAUGUUUGGUGUUUUUGUCUCAUGCUGUUGCAAUUGAAGUUAGAUGCUGUAACUAUUCUGCUUGUAUUUGAUUAGUUCUUCAUUGAUUUGAUGGAUACUAUUGUAAAUCCACCCAAAUAUCUAGAUUGGUGUUUAACUUAUAUUGUGAUAAAAUAUAUUUUUGUACUAGAUCUUGAUUUCACAGUAGACGUGCCAAGAUGCCCUUAGCAGAGAAUAUAUAUUGUGUUUACAUUUUAUUUCCUUAAAAUGAAUCAUAUUUAUUUAUUCACAAGUAUUGUUUACUUAACUGCCAUUGUUGACUGGAUGCAUCGAUGCCUAUUUUAACUUAUUUUCUUGGCUAUUUUUUUUCUUGAAGCAUGUUUUGUAUGAAGAAAAAAGUUUUCUUCAUGCUGACUUUUUUUCUGCAAGCUUUGCUCGAAUUUCCUAUCCAAAAGGCACUUGAUAUAGUCUUUUUCUUUUGGUUACAUAACACUGCACACACACACUACUUCAUGUUUAGGUCACUAAAAAAACACCUCAGAAUGAUCAGCUUAGAUGAUCAAAUUUCUCAUACCACAGCAUAUUUUUUAGUUAAUUUACACAAUACAAUUUGUUGUUGUAUGAUGCACAUUUUGAUUUACAACUCAGCUAGGUUCAGGAAGGGAGGUGUCAUUCACUAAGAUAUAUUUUAAAGUUAAACUAUUCAUUGCAAUCAGAAUUUUAACCCUUUUCAAUGUAAUAACACCUUAAAUGAACAUUCCAACCAAUAAAAUCUUGGAAAUCAGAAUUCAGAGUAGAGGUGGGACUAUUGAAAUUGAAAUUCAGUCUUGUUUGAGCCUCUGUAGGAAUGAAAGCAAGUUCAAUUCCAAAUUUUAAUGAUUUUACUAUUCCUAACAUUAUACUUAACUUCUAAAAUAAUUUUACUUAUCAGAAUGGUCAUAUUUCAAGCAAAAUCUGAUUUAUUGGAUCAUGUAGUGUGGGCUGGGUUUUCAAGAGAUUAUAAUUGUGUAGCAAAGACAUCUAAAUAUGUUUUGUGAUCUGAAUAAAAUCACACUUUUUAUUGAAUUACAAUUGAAUUGAAGAUUCUGUUUCAUAUACAAGGUUAGAGGAUUGAAAUCCUGUGUUGUCGAAUUAUCCAAUAUGAAUUGAGUACAAUGUAUUAGUAUUUAUUCCAUACAAAUAUGUAUUAUUCCACCAAGUUACAAUGUUUAGAGUUUUGGCCAAACACAUCUUAUUUAAUGCAAUAUAUCGUCUCAGGUAUAAUAAUGUCCUUUAAAACAUGUUAAGUUUACUGUAUGAGGACAGUUUAAAGGCUGAUAUUGACAGAAUUUACUCAGUUCAAAUAUGCAAAAUAUUGAAUCUCAUAGUCCCAUUGUAAUACACAUUUCUUAUAUCUUAUCAGUGCAGUAGUCCUGGCAAAUGAAAAAACAAAUGACAAGGUAAGCAAAUUGUUGGUGUCAAUUGAAAUUGGAAGAAGAGUGACAAAUAAUGAAUUUUAGUCAAGUUUUGGACUUUCCACGGAGAGAUUAGAUUGAGUGUAUUAUGCAAAUGUAUUUAUUUUAAUAUAGAAUAUUUUGUGUUUAUUUGUAUAUCUUGGUUUACCCUUGCCAUGCUGUGAACAUUGGUGUUAUUAUUUGUAAUGCUUAAAUUGGUGUCUAUGCUUGUAUGUGCUGCUUUUGUAACAGUUCUAUUAUUAUUUGGGUAUAGGAUUAUUAUAGAUUUGGAGGAUUAUGUAAACUACACAGAAUAUAUGGGAAGAUGAUUGUCUUCAGUCAAAGGA
This is a messenger RNA of Lytechinus variegatus (green sea urchin), 7436 nucleotides long. Its product is annotated as peptidyl-glycine alpha-amidating monooxygenase B-like. The record is from RefSeq and is a predicted model, not a curated record. Bases 508 to 3297 code for a protein of 929 amino acids. Gene Ontology annotation, cellular component: extracellular region; membrane. Gene Ontology annotation, molecular function: protein binding; peptidylglycine monooxygenase activity; copper ion binding. NCBI's taxonomy places the organism in Eukaryota, Metazoa, Echinodermata, Echinoidea, Temnopleuroida, Toxopneustidae. The transcript has 20 exons. Gene Ontology annotation, biological process: peptide metabolic process.